This is a messenger RNA of Trichechus manatus latirostris (Florida manatee), 3485 nucleotides long. RefSeq names its product NUMB endocytic adaptor protein (gene NUMB). Gene Ontology annotation, biological process: positive regulation of neurogenesis. Bases 340 to 2154 code for a protein of 604 amino acids. The transcript has 12 exons. NCBI's taxonomy places the organism in Eukaryota, Metazoa, Chordata, Mammalia, Sirenia, Trichechidae. Gene Ontology annotation, cellular component: cytoplasmic vesicle; cytoplasm; basolateral plasma membrane. The record is from RefSeq and is a predicted model, not a curated record.
GGACAGGUUGGAAGUAUGAAACGGGGUGGGCCUGUUGUCAUGGGGGAGGUGGUGGCGCUAGGUGGCUACUGGCGGCCGAGGUAGAGGCAGUGGCGCUGGAGUUGGUCGGGGGCAGCGGCAGGUUUGGGGCCUAAGCUGCUGCUUCCAGGAAAGGGAGCCAGUGCAGCUGCUGUUGCAGCCCAAGAUCUAGGUUGGAAUAUUGGUGGGCCAGCAAUCCCCAGAUGCCUCACUUUGGAUAGAUGAGGAAACUGAGGCUUGGUGAAGUUAUAAAACUUGUCCAAAGUCACACAGCUUCUAAAGGGCACAGCCAGGAUUCAGAGCCAGGUUGUAAAAAUUAAAAUGAACAAACUACGGCAGAGUUUUAGGAGAAAGAAAGAUGUUUAUGUUCCAGAGGCGAGUCGUCCACAUCAGUGGCAGACAGAUGAAGAAGGGGUUCGUACUGGAAAAUGUAGCUUCCCGGUUAAGUAUCUUGGCCAUGUAGAAGUUGAUGAAUCAAGAGGAAUGCACAUCUGUGAAGAUGCCGUAAAAAGAUUGAAAGCUGAAAGGAAGUUCUUCAAAGGCUUCUUUGGAAAAACUGGAAAAAAAGCAGUUAAAGCAGUCCUGUGGGUGUCAGCAGAUGGACUAAGAGUUGUGGAUGAAAAAACUAAGGACCUCAUAGUUGACCAGACAAUAGAAAAAGUUUCUUUCUGUGCCCCAGAUAGGAACUUUGAUAGAGCCUUCUCUUACAUCUGUCGUGAUGGCACCACUCGGCGCUGGAUCUGUCAUUGUUUCAUGGCUGUCAAGGACACGGGUGAAAGAUUGAGCCAUGCAGUAGGCUGUGCUUUUGCAGCCUGUUUAGAACGUAAGCAGAAGCGGGAGAAGGAAUGUGGAGUGACCGCUACUUUUGAUGCUAGUCGGACCACUUUUACAAGAGAAGGAUCAUUCCGUGUCACAACAGCCACUGAACAAGCAGAAAGAGAGGAAAUCAUGAAACAAAUGCAAGAUGCCAAGAAAGUUGAAACAGAUAAGGCAAUUGGGGGCUCAUCAGUGGCCCCUGGCAACACUGCCACAUCCCCGUCCUCUCCCACCUCUCCCACUUCGGAUGCCACUGCCUCUGUGGAGAUGAACAAUCCUCAUGCCAUCCCACGCCGACAUGCGCCGAUUGAACAGCUUGCCCGCCAAGGCUCUUUCCGAGGAUUUCCUGCUCUUAGCCAGAAGAUGUCACCCUUUAAACGCCAACUAUCCCUGCGCAUCAAUGAGUUGCCUUCCACUAUGCAAAGGAAGACUGAUUUCCCCAUCAAAAAUGCAGUGCCAGAGGUAGAAGGGGAAGCAGAGAGCAUCAGUUCCCUGUGUUCGCAGAUCACCAACGCCUUUAGCACACCCUCUGAGGAUCCCUUCUCGUCUGCCCCAAUGACCAAGCCAGUGACAGUGGUGGCACCACAGUCUCCUGUCUUUCAAGGGACUGAGUGGGGUCAAUCUUCUGGUGCUGCCUCUCCAGGUCUGUUCCAGGCUGGUCACAGACGCACUCCCUCUGAGGCUGACCGCUGGUUAGAAGAGGUGUCCAAGAGUGUCCGGGUUCAGCCGCCCCAGGCCUCAGCUGCCCCUCCGCAGCCAGUUCUCCAGCCUACUCCACCCACUGCCAUCUCCCAGCCAGCACCGCCUUUCCAAGGGAAUGCAUUCCUCACCUCUCAGCCCGUGCCAGUCAGUGUGGUCCCACCCCUGCAGCCAGCCUUUGUCCCUGCCCAGUCCUAUCCUGUGGCCAACGGGAUGCCUUAUCCAGCGCCUAAUGUGCCUGUGGUGGGCAUCACUCCCUCCCAGAUGGUAGCCAACGUGUUUGGCACUGCAGGCCAUCCUCAGGCUGCCCACCCCCAUCAGUCACCCAGCCUGGUCAAGCAGCAGACAUUCCCUCAGUAUGAGAUGAGCAGUGCUACCACCAGUCCCUUCUUUAAGCCUCCUGCUCAGCACCUCAACGGUUCUGCAGCUUUCAAUGGUGUAGACGAUGGCAAGUUGCCCUCAGGAGACAAGCACACAGAGGUUCCUGCAGGCACCUGCCCUGUGGAUCCUUUCGAAGUGCAGUGGGCUGCAUUAGAAAGCAAGUCCAAGCAACGUACUAACCCGUCACCCACCAACCCCUUCUCCAGUGACUUACAGAAGACAUUUGAAAUUGAACUUUAAGCAGUCUGUAUGGCCUAUGUAUCUUGUUUGUACUUAGGCAGGGGUGGGAGUGGAGGUCAAAGGCACAAAGGGGACUCUGCUUUCCUGAUAAGUACACUUUUCAGUAAUCCCCAAAGUCCCCAGGACAAGUCCAGGCACAGAGUGGAGUGAGGGGUGAUUUUGAAAGAAGUGGGGAAACCCAUUCCUGGAAAAGAGCUGCCUUGCAGUUAGGCUAAAGAAGUCAAGGAAAUGUUGCCCUCUCUCCUCAUCUCCUUACAAGUCUCUGGAAACAGAGAUGCAGAAGUAUCUAAACAGGAAUCUGUAUUCAAAGCACACUUACUGGAAUAUAAAACACAAUGGGAAGCAAAACGAUCUCCCUUUGUUUUUCAGGCCAUUCACCUGCCUCCUCAGUACUGGCCUGUCUUAGAGAUCAAGAACAGAGUGGCUUGUGCUCAGGCUGGGUAAGAGAGGGGCAGGCUGUGUGGCCAGGAUUCCCGGGAGGGCAUGUCAGCAGUUGCCCGGCAGAGCUAUAUUUUGGGGAUAAAGUUGAGCUUCCAUUUUGAGUAACAGAAUAAAUAUUAUAAAUAUAUAUCAAAAAAGCCAAAAUCUUUAUUUUUAUGCAUUUAGACUAUUUUAAAUAGUUCAAUAUUAAAAAGUUGUAUGAGUUGUAAGUAAUCUUGCCAAAGGUAAAAGGGUUAGCUGUAAGAAAUUGUACAUAAGAUUGAUUUAUCAUUGAUGCCUAUUGAAGUAAAAAAAGGAAAGGUUGAAGGUGGCAGACGGGAUCCCUAGUUUGUUCAGUAUCGUUCAUUGUAAGUAGCACAUUGCAGCAACAAUCAUGCUUAUGACCAAUACAGUCACUAGGUUAUAGUUUUAAAUAAAGAAAAUGAAAGAGCAGUAUUGUCCUGGUCUUAAACUUAUGAUGAAAUUCUAAUGCCAUUAUUUUAAUGGAAUCUAAAUAUGCUCUAUAGAGAACAUGUAUUUUAUGUUAAUCCUUUUUUUUAAACACUGAGGUGACAAUUACAUAAUCAUAUCCACAGAAGGGAACACAGGUUACUGUGUUGGGUCAUUAUGUUGAUGUUGGUUUAGUGGGUUUUGUUUUGUCCGAGUUUUGUUUCUCCGAGUUUUGUGGGGAUGGGGAUUCUGGUUUUUACUAGCUUUGUGUGUUUUUCCUGUUUUGGUUAGCAAAAAGUCCCAUUGCCAGUUGCAGCCAGUUGACCUCUGGUCAAACAACAUGAGAUCCCAUCUCAUUUUUACUUUUAAACGUUGGCCUUACAAUCAAAUGUAAGUUAUAUAUAUUUGUACUGAUGAGAAUUUAUAAUCUGCUUUAACAAAAAUAAAUGUUCAUGGUAGAA